Messenger RNA from Penicillium antarcticum, 1482 nucleotides. Its product is annotated as BCS1 and AAA domain-containing protein. The record is from RefSeq and is a predicted model, not a curated record. Lineage: Eukaryota; Fungi; Ascomycota; Eurotiomycetes; Eurotiales; Aspergillaceae. The coding region runs from base 1 to 1482 and encodes 493 amino acids. Gene Ontology annotation, cellular component: mitochondrial inner membrane. Gene Ontology annotation, molecular function: ATP hydrolysis activity; ATP binding. Gene Ontology annotation, biological process: protein insertion into mitochondrial inner membrane from matrix; mitochondrial respiratory chain complex III assembly. The transcript has a single exon.
AUGUCUACCAGUCGAGGUGUAAUCCACACCCUUGUGGAAUUGAUCCGCAAAACUAUAAAUCGGGAUCCUCUUUUCUUUGUCAACUCCGGACUUUUUGUGGUCGGUCUGAUCACUUCCCUGCGCUCUGCUGGGCACGUACUAUACAACUAUGCAGAAAACAUAUGCCUCUCAACAGUACACGUAAGAGCAGAGGAUCCCCUUUACAAUGAUAUCAUCCGCUGGAUGAAUGACCAUGUAUUUCGAAAUCGCAACUUUCUCUCCGUCCUGGCACAAACAACCAACAAUUCCGACUCCGACAAGACUCUAAUCCGGUCUCCGCCGCUGGAUUCCGACAAGCUGAUCAGCUACCGACAGGUAGAAGACAAUUCAAUUUUGGAAUUGAAGCCCUUCCACGGAUCCCGUUUCUUCCGCUUCAAGCAGACAUGGAUGCUUUUUAGCCAUGCAGCGAGUAGUCCUGACAGUAUCCGUCCUCCGCAAUUGGAUAUGAACACCCCCUUGAAACUGCAGUGUCUCAGUCUGUCACUUUCACCGAUGAAAAAAUUCCUGGACGAAGUUCGCGCCUACAGUCGUACAGUUUCGGUGUCUAGUAUCACUAUUUACCGCACGACGGCUUAUUCCCAAGGCAUCAUCCGUUGGAGUUCCGUUGCUUCACGUCCAUCCAGAGAUAUUUCUACUGUUAUUCUUGAUAAGCACAAGAAACAGGCUCUUUUACGAGAUAUCAACGAGUACCUCCAUCCACAUACGAGGCAAUGGUAUGCCAACCACGGCAUCCCGUAUCGGCGUGGAUAUCUGUUUUCCGGGCCUCCGGGAACAGGCAAGACGAGCCUCGCUUCUGCAAUUGCAGGCGUCUUCGGUCUGGACAUAUAUGUCUUGAGCUUGCUCGAUCCAACAAUGACAGAAUCGCACUUCACCAGUCUGUUUUCCGAGGUGCCUGCGCGGUGUGUGGUGCUGUUGGAGGAUGUCGAUGCCGCAGGGCUGAACAGAGAUGACUCCGAUUCCGGUCAAAAUUCCACUUCAAGAUCGCCGAGCAAAACACCAAACACAUCUGUUUCUCUAUCUGGGUUGCUCAAUGCCAUUGAUGGGGUCUCGUCUCAUGAGGGCCGCAUAUUGAUUAUGACGACGAAUGCGCCGCAGCAGUUGGAUCGCGCGCUGAUUCGACCUGGUCGUGUGGAUAUUCAUGUUCGCUUUGAGCUCCCUUCGCAAGAGGAGCUGCGGGAUCUCUUUUUAAGCUUGUAUAGUGACAUGUACCAGAAUGUGGACUUUUCGUUGGGAGAGCAAAAGAGGGAGAUGACAAGGAUGAACGAGAUGGCAGUACAUUUUGCGGGGUGUCUACCCGAGAGGCAGUUUAGUCUUGCGGAGAUACAGGGCUUCCUUCUGCAAUAUAAACGCCAGCCGGAAGGGGCUUGUGACAAUGUUAGAAGUUGGGUGGAGGAGAUGGAAUAUGGAGAAAUGCAGGAAGGAGUCGCCGUUGGAAGGAUUUAA